Phacochoerus africanus (Common warthog) is the source of this 1619-nucleotide messenger RNA. RefSeq names its product annexin A5 (gene ANXA5). NCBI's taxonomy places the organism in Eukaryota, Metazoa, Chordata, Mammalia, Artiodactyla, Suidae. Gene Ontology annotation, molecular function: calcium-dependent phospholipid binding; calcium ion binding. The transcript has 13 exons. The coding region runs from base 189 to 1154 and encodes 321 amino acids. Gene Ontology annotation, biological process: negative regulation of coagulation. Gene Ontology annotation, cellular component: cytoplasm. The record is from RefSeq and is a predicted model, not a curated record.
GGCCCGCCGGGACGGGGCGGGGUCGGUGGUGUUUCCGUUGCUUGGAGCCGACAGAAAGUAGCUGCUUGGAGCGUUCUCCGCCUGCAUCCCUGCCAGUUCCGCGCGCCGCCGCCCCGCGCCCCGCAGCUCUCCCGGAGGUUGGGGUCUGGUCUUGCAUCAGUCACCUUUUCCUGACCUAGGCAGUCGAUAUGGCACAGGUUCUCAGAGGCACUGUGACUGACUUCCCUGGAUUUGAUGAGCGGGCUGAUGCAGAAACUCUUCGGAAGGCCAUGAAAGGCCUGGGCACUGACGAGGAGAGCAUCCUGACUCUGUUGACCUCCCGCAGUAAUGCUCAGCGCCAGGAGAUCGCUGUGGCUUUUAAAACUCUCUUUGGCAGGGACCUUCUGGAUGACCUGAAAUCAGAGCUGACUGGAAAAUUUGAAAAAUUAAUCGUGGCUUUGAUGAAACCUUCUCGGCUGUACGAUGCCUAUGAACUGAAGCAUGCUCUUAAGGGAGCUGGGACAGAUGAGAAAAUCCUGACAGAAAUUAUUGCUUCAAGGACACCUGAAGAAUUAAGAGCCAUAAAACAAGUUUAUGAAGAAGAAUAUGGCUCAAGCCUGGAAGAUGAUGUGGUGGGAGAUACAUCAGGGUACUACCAGAGGAUGCUGGUGGUCCUCCUUCAGGCUAAUAGAGAUCCUGAUGGUAGAAUUGAUGAAGCACAGGUUGAACAAGAUGCUCAGGCAUUGUUUCAGGCUGGAGAACUUAAAUGGGGAACAGAUGAAGAAAAGUUUAUUACUAUCUUUGGAACACGAAGUGUGUCACAUUUGAGAAGGGUGUUUGACAAAUACAUGACUAUAUCAGGAUUUCAAAUUGAAGAAACCAUUGACCGGGAGACUUCUGGUAAUUUAGAGCAACUGCUCCUUGCUGUUGUGAAAUCUAUUCGGAGUAUCCCUGCCUACCUUGCAGAAACUCUCUACUAUGCAAUGAAGGGAGCUGGGACAGAUGAUCAUACCCUCAUCAGAGUCAUGGUUUCCAGGAGUGAGAUUGAUCUGUUUAACAUUAGGAAGGAGUUUAGGAAGAAUUUUGCCACCUCUCUUUAUUCCAUGAUUAAGGGUGACACAUCUGGGGACUAUAAGAAGGCCCUCCUGCUGCUCUGUGGAGGCGAAGAUGACUGAUGGGGUCCUGGGGAGAGACCCCACGCUGUGCCCACUGCCGCCACUGCCUUCCUUCAGCACAUCUCACUGCACUGCUUGUAGCCAGGGCUUGGCACAUGGCCUUAAUCACACUAGCAUGCAUGCUAGGACCAAAACAUGUACGUUGUAGGAGAAAGUAGUGGUGCUUCUCUCUGAUCUCCAUUAAGAUCUUUCUCUUUGUUGUAGUACUGAAGUGUACUUAUGUUACUAAGACUAAAAUCUGGAUCAUUUAUAUUUUCCUUUAAGAGGUCAGACUGCUUUUAGCCUAUUUUAAAAGCUUCAUUUAUAUUAAAUUGAUAACCAUAUUACCUUAAUCAGAACCUGAGCCUCAGAAUUGUGAACUCCUGGAAGUGUUACUGAUCAAGUUUGCUACCAAAUUAAACCUGGAAAAUUAUGGUAGUUGCAUUCAAAAGAUUAGUGGGUAAUAAACAUUUCCUUUCUCCUAAA